UGUAGUGAAGAUUAAAAUCAAUAAAAGAUUAUUUUAUUAGAAGUUCGUAGAAAAAAAAUGUUUUUUGUAUUGCAUUGUGGGUAGACAUGCCCAUUUUGAGGUGUCAACGCCCCCAAAUUAUGCAAUUAAAAUUGGAGCCCGUCACUUUCUACUUAAACUCCGAGUAACGAUGUUAUAAAAUACUCCUUUAAGCGAGAAAAAGCAGAAGAGAAAAAGAAGCAAUGAAGACCCUUGGUUUUUCACCACUUCAGGCGCUUUUGUUGGGUUGCCAUUUGUACUUUUGUGGAUCAGCAUUUGCAUCAUAUAGUAAUUCCGGAUCACUUCAGGCUAUGUGUAGGAUGUAUCCCAACACUCCAAUAGCAUCAGGCAUGGCUUGUGUAUAUGGCCAGAUUCUUUUUAAACAGUCUGGAUCAAAGGAGAAACUGAAGGUGACUUUCAGACUCUAUGGCCUCCCUGUCAACAGUAAACAGCCUAGAGCAAUGCACGUUCAUGAGUAUGGAGAUUUGAGCAAUGGCUGCAAUUCUACAGGUGGACAUUACAACCCCCUCAGAAUAAACCAUCCAGAACAUCCAGGGGAUUUUGGAAACUUUGUUCCGAAAAAUGGACGGAUUUGUCAGUCACGGUAUUUUGAUGCAACACUCUUUGGAAAGCUCUCAAUAAUUGGCCGGUCUGUUGUUAUGCAUGAGGGAGAAGACGUUGGGAGAGGUGGAAAUGCAGAAAGCCUGUUAAAUGGCAAUGCUGGACGGCGACUGGCAUGCUGCGUUAUCGGCCUUGAAAACCCUAGAAAUUAAUACUCCCUACAGAAAGUCACAGGUCUAAUUAUACACCCUGCUGAAAAGUCUAAUGGUUUCCUUUACAAUUUUUUUUCUAAACGUUUACCAUUAAAAUCAUUACAAAAUUCCUUUUAUGUUGUGUUUGGGAUUAUUCCAGAAGGAUUUAAAACUGUUCAACUUCAAAAAGUUGCUGAAAUGUUGGUUCCUAUCUGCCAGAUAACAACAUUACCAUGACAGCUUCCAUUAUAAAAAUUACAGUAUCCA
Molecule: messenger RNA, 1037 nt
Organism: Triplophysa dalaica
Lineage: Eukaryota; Metazoa; Chordata; Actinopteri; Cypriniformes; Nemacheilidae
Gene: sod3b
Product: superoxide dismutase 3, extracellular b
Biological process (GO): removal of superoxide radicals
Molecular function (GO): superoxide dismutase activity; copper ion binding
Source: RefSeq, a predicted model, not a curated record